AUGCAAUUACUUCCUGGACGAGCACUGCUUUCGGGCCUCCCGGGCCCUCAACCACCCGGCCCACCCAACCCACCCUUUGACCCUCCUCUCGUGGCCCACUUACCAGUCGGCCUCUUUCUUCUGCAACGAUUCCUUCUUGGAACCGGGUUUUGCUAUGCCUGCUCGGAAUGCGAUUUUGAUGUGCACGUGCAAUGCGCGCACAAAGCAGCUGGCAUGCCUAACACGUGUGGGCCCCACGUCACGAGUGUUGUUGUAGGCUCGGGUUUGUCUGUGCCUAAUGAUCAUCGUCAUCAUAGGCCGGUUCAAUAUAAUUCGGUUUAUCCUCCUUCGUCUAUAUUCAUAAUAAUGCCAAGUGGGUCAAAGUCCUGA
Messenger RNA from Striga asiatica, 369 nucleotides. Lineage: Eukaryota; Viridiplantae; Streptophyta; Magnoliopsida; Lamiales; Orobanchaceae. The record is from the annotation of a GenBank genome assembly.